AUGCCUGGCACCCCUCUUUUAGAUAUACCUUGGGAGGUCUUGAGGGCUAUCCUUUCAGAGUGCAUUUUAUCCUUGUACUAUGAUAGGCGUUAUGAUGGGCGUGUUGGCUACUUUCUUCAGGAGCCUAAUUAUGGAGGAAUGUUCAGGUUGAGGUUGGUUUGCAGAGCCUUUAAUCACGUCUUUCGUGAUGCCUUGAUUCAGACCCAGGUGCUCGAUCACUUGGCACCUCUACCCGAAAAUCCUCCCUACAAUAAAAUACAUCCUCUAGCGUACUGGCAAACGAGAACAGAUGAUGGCGCCCAAAAGCUUUGGCAUUCAUACAUUGCGCAAAUGGUGCAAAAAGGGGUCAACCCCAGUGUCACAUAUUUGCCAAACGCCCCAGAGAUCUCGUGGUGCGCCGAGAUCCGUGAAAUAUCACAGUUGAUAUGCGACAGAGUGCCGCACGCCAACUUAUCCAAUACCAUCGAAGCCCUCUGCUGGCUUGGUUUCGGGGGUGAGUUGGGUGGGUUAGGCCAUCUCUGGUAUAUCAACUCCCAGGUAGCGCAGCUGCCAGCGGAGGACCAAGGAGAGUUCAGGCGAAACAUCAAUCUCCUCAGCGCCGCAGCUUAUCUGAACCAUCUGCCUUUGGCUAGAGAGCUUUUAGCAGAACAUGCCGAUCCGACGCUUAACGACUUUCUUUUCCCUGCUCCAAUAGAAGCAGCUGCGCGAGGAGGAAAUAUCGAAAUGCUUCAGCUGUUCCAGGAAGUUUUAGCGGAACCAGAACCAGAACCAGAGCCAAAGCAAAAACAUCCAAUGGAAAUAACCGGCGGGUUUCCACAAUAUCUAGAUGAAUAUCUAGAUGAAGACGUUCCAGAACUUCCUUUGCACAGCACGAUGGGAAGAGUUCCUUGCACAGGAAAGGCUGAUCCUCGAGCAGUUGUUGGAGCGGCAGCAACGGGCAACUUACAGGUCCUUGAGGCGGCAUUGUACUCUCCAUUGCGUAGUGACAUCAACAACUCCGACUACUUUGGUCAACCGUAUGGAAGAGUCAAUCCAUACUCCCGUCCAGGCCGCGCCCUCAAAUCCAUAAUGGUACACUCAAAAACGUGGCAAGUAUACUCCAGGCUGGCAUCUUUCUUCCACGACUUUUACAUCUCCCAACCGGCAGAGGCUGCUUUCCAUCUACAGAUGUUCGCUGAAUUUGGCAACUACGAAUUAGUGAAGAACUUACUCGAAAGAGGCGUUGCUUGGCAGGGAAGCAACAGGAGAUACGCUCCUCCCAUGCAUGCAGCUGCGCGCCAUGGUCGAGGAGAUAUGGUAGAUCUACUAAUACAGCAUGGUGCUGAUGUCAAUCAACCAGGUCCUGCUGUAUUUAAGUCGCCUCUUUAUCAAGCAGUGAAGAGCCGAAGUGUCAAGAUUGUCCAGAAAUUUCUAGACAUGGGGGCCGUUUGUGAGUUCAAUACUUUGCAGCUAGCGCUCUUCCUUGGAGAUCCUGAGAUGGGUGAAUUGGUACUGGAACGUUUCCCUCUCAAGAACUUGCUUUACGAACACAUUUGGCAGCUUUUAGCUCGAUCUGAGGAAGGGAAUUGUACCUUCGUGGCCAAUUUACUAAGAGAGAAGAUCCCCGGCCUCAGGGACUUAGAUUCGCCCACCGCUUUGACAUCCGAAAAAUGGUCGGAUAUAGUUAAACGAGCCUCGAAAGGCGUGCCAAAAACUCGCAAAUGGUGGUUCUCUUAG
Molecule: messenger RNA, 1716 nt
Organism: Clonostachys rhizophaga
Lineage: Eukaryota; Fungi; Ascomycota; Sordariomycetes; Hypocreales; Bionectriaceae
Source: the annotation of a GenBank genome assembly